AUGGUUCAGACACCUAGUCCAUUUGUUUACUGGGCCCAAGAUGCUGAUAAUAUUUAUCUAAAAGUUGAUUUGAAAGACAUUGAGGAUGAAGAUAUUCAAUUAGAUAAAAGUAGUAUGACUAUGACUGCUAAAGGAGUUGGUGCUCAUGGUCCUUCGAAAUAUAAAUUUACCUUACAUUUUUUCAACGACUUAGCUUCUGAUGAUCAAGUGCAUGUUAUAAAAACAUCGCCGAGGGCUAUUGAAUUCACUUUGAAAAAAGCUUCGUCAUCAUGGUGGAGCCGAUUAAUAAAACAUCAACAGAAACCUGCAUGGCUUAAAAUUGAUUUCGAGCGGUGGAAAAGCGAAGAUGAUGAUCAAUCCGAUUCAAAUAUUGAUGGCAACAGUCCUCGUGAUGUUAUGGGAGAUUAUCCAGAGUUGUUCGAAAAGUUAAAAAAAGAUGAAUUUGGAUAUGUAAAAGAGGAUUUCAAAAAAGUUUACUUGGUUUUCUAUAACCUUACACAAUUUAUUUUCUAUACGUAUAUACUUGUAGUUAUUGGAAUAAGAUGGAUGAAAGAAGGAGCAGAUUCCACGCCUGGAACCUACGAAGCUGUUGGUGCUGUUUUGAAAUUUGCUCAGUUAAUUCAGUAUCUAGAAGUUAUGCAUCCCUUUUUUGGUUAUACCAAGGGAAGUCCAUUAUUUCCAUUUUUGCAGGUUACCGGGAGAGCAAUAGUGCUUUUUGUCAUGAUUGAAGCAGAAUCAAGAAUGCAAACGAAACCAGUAGUUACCUAUUUGAUAAUAGUUUGGUCGAUAAUAGAAAUUAUCAGAUAUCCAUACUACAUCGCAGAAUUGUACAAAAAGAAUAUAGGUUUUCUUACAUGGCUACGAUACACAAUUUGGAUUCCACUAUAUCCUCUUGGAAUCUUGUGCGAAUUUGUUAUAAUUCUGAGGAACAUUCCAUAUUUUGAAGAAACCGAGAGAUUCACCAUAUCAAUGCCUAAUCCUUGGAAUGUAACUUUCCAUUUGCCAUCUCUAAUGAGAACAUAUCUACUUUUCCUGUUAUUACCUGGAAUGUACGCCAUGAUGACUCAUAUGUAUAAAGUUCGAGCCAAGAAAUUGGGCCAUAGUAGGGAAUGGAAAAAGAAAUUUAGUUAA
Nezara viridula (southern green stink bug) is the source of this 1131-nucleotide messenger RNA. NCBI's taxonomy places the organism in Eukaryota, Metazoa, Arthropoda, Insecta, Hemiptera, Pentatomidae. The record is from the annotation of a GenBank genome assembly.